This is a messenger RNA of Rhodamnia argentea, 1883 nucleotides long. Its product is annotated as sucrose transport protein SUC1-like. Lineage: Eukaryota; Viridiplantae; Streptophyta; Magnoliopsida; Myrtales; Myrtaceae. Gene Ontology annotation, biological process: sucrose transport. The record is from RefSeq and is a predicted model, not a curated record. The transcript is spliced from 4 exons. Gene Ontology annotation, cellular component: plasma membrane; vacuole. Gene Ontology annotation, molecular function: sucrose:proton symporter activity. Bases 213 to 1700 code for a protein of 495 amino acids.
CGAAUCUUCAAGUUCAAUUCCAGCUCUGAAAAUAAAGGCAUAAAAGAGAGGGUUUGGGUCUCUCUCGCCGUCCAGCCACGGCAGCUUCCUCCACCGUCCCCCUGCCAGAACGACGACGAGAGCGAAGGCGUAAACCGGAGGAGCUCAGCGAGGGCCAUCCAUCCCAGGCUCAACGAGGCUACUACAACGGCAACUACAGGGGAUAGCGAGUAAUGGAGCAUGGAGGUAACAAUGAGGCCAUGGCCCCGCUGUGGAAGAUCAUCGCCGUGGCGUCCAUCGCGGCCGGCGUCCAGUUCGGUUGGGCCCUGCAGCUCUCCCUGCUGACCCCAUACGUGCAGCAGCUCGGCGUCCCGCACGUGUGGGCAUCCUUCAUCUGGCUCUGCGGCCCCAUCUCCGGCCUCCUCGUCCAGCCCAUCGUGGGCUACUUCAGCGACCGCACCAAGAACCGCUUGGGUCGCCGCCGCCCCUUCAUCAUCGUGGGCGCCUUGUUCGUUGCCGUCGCAGUCUUCCUCAUUGGCUUCGCAGCCGACCUCGGCCACAUGGCUGGUGACCGCCUCGACCAGAAAAUGAAGCCCCGUGCCGUGGCCAUCUUCGUGGUCGGGUUCUGGAUCCUGGACGUGGCCAACAACAUGCUCCAGGGCCCCUGCCGCGCCCUCCUGGCCGACCUCUCCGCCAACGACCACAAGCGCAUGCGCGUGGCCAACGCCUUCUUCUCCUUCUUCAUGGCCGUCGGGAACGUCCUCGGCUACGCAGCGGGCUCCAUCUCCAACAUCUACAAGUUCCUGCCCUUCACCGCCACGAUCGCCUGCGACGUCUACUGCGCCAACCUCAAGACCUGCUUCCUCAUCGACAUCGUCUUCCUCGCGGUGGUGACCAUCAGCGUGGUCGUGUCGGUCAAGGAGGUCCAACAACCGUCGCAGAUGGAGCUGGCCAAGGGCGAGCCCCAGCCCAUGACGCCAUUCGGCAACGAGGUGACCUCGGCUUUCAAGAACCUGUCCAAGCCAAUGUGGCUGCUCUACUUAGUGACUGCCCUCAACUGGGUGGCGUGGUUCCCGUUCAUUCUCUACGACACCGACUGGAUGGGCCUCGAGGUGUACGGCGGCAAGGUGCAGGGGACGACCGCGGAGAAGCGGCUGUACAACCUCGGUGUUCACGCUGGCUCCUUGGGUUUGAUGCUUAACUCCGUGGUCCUCGGUUUCGCCUCCCUAGUCGUUGAGCCCGUGGGUAAGAUGGUGGGCGGCGUCAAGAGGUGGUGGGCGAUUGUCAACUUCAUCCUGGCUAUCGGCUUGGCCUGCACCAUCCCCGUGACGAAGAUGGCCAAGGCGUACCGGGCAGCCCACGGCCUGGUCCCGCCCCCCGCCAACAUCAAGGGCGGCGCUCUCAGCAUCUUCUCCGUCCUCGGUAUCCCACUCUCGGUCACGUACAGUAUUCCAUUUGCUUUGGCAUCAAUCUACUCAUCCAGUGCUGGCGCUGGCCAAGGGCUUUCUUUGGGUGUUCUCAAUAUGGCCAUCGUCAUCCCGCAGAUGAUUGUGUCCGUGGUAAGUGGGAGGCUCGACGAGGCGUUCGGAGGAGGGAACUUGCCGGCAUUCGUCAUGGGCGCAAUUGCAGCAGUCGUGAGCGGCCUCAUGGCUCUGUUCGUGCUCCCGAACCCACCCUCACAGGAUUCCAUGCUCGCCCUCGUGGCCGGUGGUGGACACUGAUCGGAAAAGCCGGAGCAUCUUGACGUGCCUCUCGAGCACAGAGUUUGUUUGUUCUAGCCCACUGAAAAUUGUUAUUUGAGUUUGGCGACGACGUCAAACUCUCUGAAAGAUAAAAAAAUCAAAAGGAUCUCGUCAUCCUGUUUUGUCCAAAUAUCCUCUUGGGAGAUCCACGUCAUCCCUGUG